Molecule: messenger RNA, 3606 nt
Organism: Brugia malayi
Lineage: Eukaryota; Metazoa; Nematoda; Chromadorea; Rhabditida; Onchocercidae
Gene: Bma-vps-8
Exons: 25
Coding region: 1-3606 (1201 amino acids)
Biological process (GO): protein targeting to vacuole; endosomal vesicle fusion
Cellular component (GO): late endosome; HOPS complex
Molecular function (GO): protein binding
Source: RefSeq, a predicted model, not a curated record
AUGUCGUCGAUAGCUACUGAUGAAGAUAUCGUAGAUAGAUGGAUUGAAAUUGACGAUUCAAUCAGUGUUCCCGAGCAAACCCUCGAUGAGAUUCUUGCCGAUAAAAUCUUGGAUUUGGAUGAGGAGAUACUGUGUGGACUGGAUGAUGAGGAGUCACUAUUCACAUCGCCGCGACAGUCGAGCCCGACAUCAUCUAUUCCUUCCUAUACGUUGGACUCGCCCCUUCAUAUCAGAGAAUUAGAAUCCAUGACAUAUCAGUUGAAGACACGGAGCGAUAGUUUUGGAGGUCGUGCUAGAGCCUUGGCCGUUUCUAAUGCUAACGUUGCAGUCGGAACGAGUCGUGGAUUAGUACUGAUCUUUGACUGUGAAAAUCAAAGACUAGUUCAAUCAAUGACAACAGACGGUUGCCCAGUAUCGUGUCUUGACUUCAACAAAGCUAGUACACUUUUGGCCAUUGGUUAUGGUUCCGGUCUAAUACGUAUAUUUAAUGUUACUAUGGGUAAAGUAAUAGACAACGUCAGUGACGUAGUGCAACCUGGUCAAGGCGUACUGCAAAUUCUUUUUUGUGAAAGUGACAAAAGACUUGCUUGUCUUGAUAGUGGAGGUUCGGUUUAUGAACUAACAUUACCAACAACAGUUCGAUCACGGAAAACUCGCUGUGUUUUCUCCGGUUCUCAUGGAGAGGUCGUAUAUUUGAAAUUGUUGGACAGCGAUGUCUUAGCUCUCUUAUCACUCAAGAAAUUGUUUCUAGUAAGCUUGAAGAAGAUGUGUUUGAUAUAUGCUAUUUCAUUCAUUGGACCAGCCAAUCGCCCACCUUUAAUUGAUUGUCAGACAGUAAAUGUCAAGAAAACAUCAGAAAGUAAGAACACUGCUUUCUGUCUGGCACGUGGUUCGAGAGUUGAUUUCUAUUACUUAAAUUAUGAAUUUUCAAGUUUGCGAGUUCUGCAUUAUGGAGAAUUAUCGUUGGAUUUUGACAUGAUAAAUCUAAAGUGGAUAGAGUCAUGUUACUUGAUCGCCGUGGAUGAUGUUGAAAGGGUUCAUAUGAUCGAGACUAUGCAAGGAGAUAUUGCAAUGGAAAAUAUUCGCGAUAUACAACUAGCAUAUGCUACUGCUGAUUUCAAGGGCUUAUCUACUGGAGGUAAUGUAAGUGCUGCCUUGGAUUAUUUGGCUGAUUGCGUGUGUUACCAAUCUAUUUGUCGCGUUGAAAAAAUGAUAUUUCUUCUCGGCCAGUCUUCUAUUUAUAUGAUCUCCAUAAGAGACCGAAUAAUGCAAUUGGAAAACUUAGUUAACCGAGGACAAAUGGUGUCAGCGAUUCUUUUUGCUCUUGAUAUUGUUAUGGGCAGAGUCGUUAAUAAAAGGGAAGGACUAAAUUUGAGACAUGUCGUUUCUUCGCGAAUUCCUAGUCUUAUUCAGUCGUUGCUAGCUUUGACCAUAUCUGGUCCAGCCAAUGGAAAAGUGACACAACUUGUUGAUCACUAUAAAAAACAUAUCCAGCUCCUCAUACGGGCAUGUGUUGCUACCAGUCAAUUUGAUUUACUCUAUAAUACAGUGUACAGUUGCUUAGAAAGAGACACCCUUUCCAAGGCAAUAUUUUUCGACCUCAUCGAUGAAGUUGUAUUGGAUGGGCGAUUGGAAAACCCACCUCCUGCAUUAGUUUCGGAUUAUUUUCAUCAUUUGAUAUCAGAAGGAAAUUUAAACCAAUUUGAAGCAGCGGUAGUGCGUAUUCCAGUUGAGAAACAGGAUAUUCAUUUUGUGAUGACUACUUGCAGAAAAAAUAGACUUUAUGACGGCGUCAUAUAUGUUUACAAUAAGGCAAUGUCAGAUUAUAUAGGGCCACUUGAGGAGAUAUUUGAUAAUUUAGCAGAGCUUACCGAUUGUGAAAUGCUAUCAGACUGCGAAAUAGCGCUAGGAAAUAAGUUAUUAUUGUAUAUUCAGUGUUGCCUGUCGGCCAGAGCUUACCCAAUUGGAUCUUUGCCGGAAAAAGUUGCUGCAACUCUUCCCUUGCAAGUGUAUCGCUGCCUGAUUUCCUACAAAGGCAAGAAUGGCACAUCAGCUUCAAUUACAUAUCCAUAUUUACAACUGCUUAUUAAGUUUGACGCUGUUCAGUUCUUUAAUGUUAUAUUUACAUGUUCAGACAGUGAUAUUUUUAAUUCAGAAGACGGGAGAUUACAGAGAAUUACAGAAGUGGUGUAUCAAAUAAUUAAGUCGAUGGAUCAAAGUGCAGUACUCUUUAUCAAUUAUUUCACUCUUGUUGCUUAUCUGUUGCAGAAAAAAGCAAUUUUUCCAGCGCUUGGCACCAUCAAUGAGUUGAUUGAGAUGGUAUUAUCAUUUGGUGAGUCUGUUGAGCGGGUAGCAGACGCUGAGAGAUGUGUUGUGGAGGUAAUGAAAAUUGUGAAUGGUCUUGAUGAGAUGAAGAUAUUGCGACAAGCCAGAAAACUACCUCAAACAUUAUUGUUAGAACUACAAGGCGAUGAAUUAUCAAAUUUUUAUUCGUUUGUAUGGAAUUCCUUAAAGAGAUUCGCAAAAAUCGAUUACAAUCAGACAGCCGAAAUUAUUCUUGAUCACUUUAUGGAUUGGCUAUCCAAGGAAACAUUGGAAGACAGUGAUGCAUUAAUACUUUAUUAUUGCUUCUUAGCAAGGCGUGAUCGUGGAUAUCGGACUUUAACUGAUUCUGAGGAACGUGAUGAACAGCUUUUGAUUCUUGCUGUAAAGGAAGCUGUAGUACAUAAUUUAUUUGAAAAUCUAGACACGCAAUUAAGUGAGUUUCUGCGGUAUUGGCUAACGAUAGCAUCGAGAACAGAUCGAUGCUUGAAUUAUACAGUGAAAAAUGGAUUUAUUUUGUCAAGUGUGUUACUUUUGGAAGCUAGGAAACUUCUGGAAGGAGCUUUUGAACUGCUUGAAUAUGAACUUGAAAAAAGAUGGAUGAAAGAUGCAAUGCUUUCAUCGAAAUAUAUUUACGAAGCAAUUCGUUUGGCUAAUAUUUAUCAUGAAGAGGCUCGACAAGGAAGCUGGUUGUUCAAAAUACUGAGUAGAAUCCUUUCGCUUCCAGAAUCAGAACUUCAGGAGGAGCCAGGUGUGAUGGUGAUAUUAAACAACGUAAUCACUGCAAUUAUGGAAAGUGGAAGCAGUGAUGCAGAACGUUUGGUUGAUGCUUUAUUUACCCACCCAGUAUUUCGAUGUUCAACAUAUGCAAAUUUUCGUUCACUAAUAACGUUCAUGUUCUCAUCAUGUCGCUACGAGGAUGUAUUCUUGAAAGAAACCAUACGAUGUAUCGAGGGAGAAACUAUACAAAUGUUAAACGAUUUAAUAAAGCAAGCGACACGUCGUACUGCUGGCUUAAUCAAAUCGACUAUGUGCAUUAGUUGUGGGUGCUCACCAAGAAAAUCAUCAUAUCUAUAUAGUUGUGGCCACAUGGUUCAUAUGGAUUGUGAUUCCGAGAACAGUUCGCAUUAUUGUUUGUGUCAGAUAAAUGCCUUCAAUUGUUGUAAUAUUACAAACAAUUUGAUUUGCGGAUCCAGUCAAGUGACUCGAAAACCAGCGAGAGUUGAUAUCUUUUCAGAAGAGUCUCUGAAACUACUACUGGGACCACACAGACUGGAAUCUUAG